Molecule: messenger RNA, 3323 nt
Organism: Saccostrea cuccullata (small rock oyster)
Lineage: Eukaryota; Metazoa; Mollusca; Bivalvia; Ostreida; Ostreidae
Product: dentin sialophosphoprotein-like
Exons: 3
Coding region: 98-3217 (1039 amino acids)
Source: RefSeq, a predicted model, not a curated record
GUUAAUUAAAAUUCAAAGAUAGAUGUUAUAACUAAGAGAUUUACUUUUUAUCACCAGAUGAUUGAAGACAACGGCGUAUGAGCGUUUCGUUUACAAGAUGAUUGCCGUAUUUGCCGUUGUUGUCCUAGUGGCAAUUGGUCAACACCCUCAAGUAGAAGGAUUACCAGCAGGAAAGCCAGCUGAUCAAAGUGCAAAAUGGAAUCAGCUUGUGUCAUUAUUGAACAAGGCUGCAUUAGGGGCUAAAAUUUCAAGCCCUCCAAAAGUUGCCCCCAAAACACUUCCCUAUUCAGUCCAGAUCAAGCAAUCCAAAGGACAGGUGAAUUCCAAAAAUCCUAAAUACAAUCUCCGUCGCCAUAUUUCUCCAACUGUAAUUGCUCCCUUGCUCCGAGAAUUCCAGAAAAGCGUAAAUCUGGUCCCUACUUAUAGGAGACCUCAGCAACUCCAACGAAGAGUCAUCUGGAAACCAAACACAGUUCUGCCAAACGCUGCGGCUCUUGGAGUUGAUAUAACUGCAUCGGGCAAAACCAAAACACCCAGAAAAACGUCCACCUACCAACCAAAAAGUGGAUCUCGACCAAGUAGUCAAUUCGCUCCUCCAUUGCCUCUAGGAUUUCAGUUGUCAGAGAACAUUCCCCAGACGGAUAGCGAGGACGACGACGAUGAUAAAAGUGGUAUUCACGAUGACUGGGAUGAUCUGGACGAUAACGUUGAUAUUUACAAAGAGAAAAUUAUGGGAGGGUUAAUGAAAAAACACGAAGAGUUCAUGAAAAAGAGAUUUUUCCAACAGAAAGCAGCACCUGCCGAUACAGGGCGCCGAGUUAUGGUCGAUCCCCGCAAAAAUGACGUCAUUAAAAUGUCAGAAUUUGCAGCUAGGCGUAGAAAUAUUGCCAAGUAUCUUAAUAAGGAUGAUUUUAUAAAAUUUUUAAUAAUGGGAUUAACACGUGUCAAAAAUGGUGAUAACGAUGACAUUAAUAAUGACAGUGGUGAGAAAGAUGCUUACACCAGAAAAAUCCACAAUCUCAAUGAGGUGAUAAGUCGGGAAAUACAAGAAGCUCAAUCAAAAGAGAAAGAUGAUAAAAUUGAAUAUGAAAACAAUUCUAAAGAUAACUCAGUGGAGGACGACAAUAGCUUGGCAAACUUUUUCAAAGAUUAUGUGGAGGAUGAUGAUUCAGAGGAAAAGGCCGACGUCUCAGACGAAAAGAAUGUUUAUAUCAAAGAGGAAGCCAACACUUCUACAGAUGAGGACAGCAGUAAUUCGGUAGACGACACAAAUACUUCACAAUCCGACAACAAUGUUUCCAACGAAAACAACAGAGAUGAAGACGACGGAUCUGGAAAGAAAUCAGCGGAAUAUAAUGACGAUUAUCAUUCGUUUGAGGAUAACAAUCUCUCAAAUUUUGAGGAAAAUAGUGGUGGUGUAAGUAACGCCCUUCAAGACAAGUCUACAGAGGAUAAAACAUCAUCUGAUAAAGAUAACAGCAAAGUUGACAACAAAGACGAUAAGUCUUCAACUGAGACAUACGACGAAAACUACUACGACGAUGCAGAAUACGAUGAUAGUGAUGAUAACGGAGAAGAUUCAUCAAAGACAGAAGAAUCGAGAGAGGAAAACUCAAUUGAAGAAGAAGACACAGCAUCUGGUGAAGAAGUAAAGCGAUCAUCUAAUGAAAAAUCUGACUACAGUAUGAAUGAAGCCAGUUCUGAAAAAACUUACGAUCAAAACAGCAAUGAAGACUACACAUUUGAGGUAGAAGAUGCAUCAGUAGAGGCAGAGCCAGAAAAUGAUGACAAGAGUCAAGAGGUCGAAAGUAAACAAAACGACAAUACAAGUCGAGAUACUGAGAAAACAGAUGACAUAAGUCAAGAUGUCGAUGCUUAUUCAGAAGACAACACCAGUGGCGAUGUAGAUUCUUACGCAGAGAAAGCCACGAGUCAGGAUGACGAUACUGAGAGAGAAGAAAACACAAGCCAAGACACCGAUUCUUAUCCAGAAGAUAACACAAGUCGAGAUGCCGACGCUGAACCAGAAAGCAACACAAGUCAGGAUGCCGACGCUGAACCAGAUAGCAACACAAGUCAGGAUACCGAUUCUUAUCCAGAAGGCAACACAAGUCAGGAUGCCGACGCUGAACCAGAAAGCAACACAAGUCAGGAUGCCGAUGCUGAACCAGAUAGCAACACAAGUCAGGAUACCGAUUCUUAUCCAGAAGGCAACACAAGUCAGGAUGCCGACGCUGAACCAGAAAGCAACGUAAGUCAGGAUGCCGAUGCUGAACCAGAUAGCAACACAAGUCAGGAUACCGAUUCUUAUCCAGAUGGCAACACAAGUCAAGAUGCCGACGCUGAACCAGAAAGCAACACAAGUCAGGAUGCCGACGCUGAACCAGAUAGCAACACAAGUCAGGAUACCGAUUCUUAUCCAGAAGGCAACACAAGUCAGGAUGCCGACGCUGAACCAGAAAGCAACACAAGUCAGGAUGCCGAUGCUGAACCAGAAAGCAACACAAGUCAGGAUGCCGACGCUGAACCAGAAAGCAACACAAGUCAGGAUGCUGAUCAUGAGAAAGAAGAUGUUACAAGUCAGGAAGUGAAUGCUUAUCCAAAAGACAAUCAAAGUCAAGAAGCAGAUGCUGAACCAAAUGACGACAACACUAGCCAAGAUACUGAUGUUGAGUCCUUUGAUUAUAAUACAAGUCAAGAUGUAGAGCAAUUAGAUGACAAUAAAAGUCAGGAGGCCGAAAGUGAACCACUUGUAGACAACACCAGUGAAGAGGUUGUUAAUGACAAUACUGAUGAUAACACAAGUCAGAAUGUUGAUGUGGAACCAUCUGAAAACGACAAUGAUUCAUCAGAAGUACAAUUAACACUGAGUAUGUUGGGAUUACAAGAUGACAAAAACUCCAAAGAAGUUACCCAGUAUAGUGUAAAAACAGAUGAUCAAUCUCAAGAAAAAUCAGAUCAAGACGCUUCUAAAGAAGUUAUUGACAAAGAUGAUGACAAAAUGGAUGAUAAAAAAGAUGAUACAUCAAAGGAAAAAGAAUAUAAAAUUAAACCAGUCGUGCUCUUUAAUGUUGAUGAUAAUUCUAAAGAAAAUGAUGAUGAUGACGUUAGGGUACCCGUUCAUCCGCCAAAAAUGAUGACUGCAAAUAAUAAACUUAGAUAUGAACUUGAGACAUUUCUAAGACUUUUCCAAAGGUGGCUUUCACAGAAAAAGUAGACAUUUGUCUUGUCUUUCUCUGCGUUUUAUCAAUCAGGAAUUGUACAGUUUUCUAGUUUCGCUUUCAUUGUUAUUUAUUAUUUCAUUACUAUAUUUUUUUUCAUUU